This is a messenger RNA of Hermetia illucens (black soldier fly), 5760 nucleotides long. It is a transcript of the gene mahj, whose product is annotated as protein mahjong. Gene Ontology annotation, biological process: protein ubiquitination. NCBI's taxonomy places the organism in Eukaryota, Metazoa, Arthropoda, Insecta, Diptera, Stratiomyidae. Bases 535 to 5037 code for a protein of 1500 amino acids. The transcript has 14 exons. Gene Ontology annotation, cellular component: Cul4-RING E3 ubiquitin ligase complex; nucleus. The record is from RefSeq and is a predicted model, not a curated record. Gene Ontology annotation, molecular function: protein binding.
GGACAGGUUUCCAAUGUGACAUCUGGAAUAUCAACGUCGGAGGAAACAUCACGUCGGGGAAAACUUUUAUUUCAUUCAGUUGUCAAAUUCGGAGCGCGUGCGUUCUUUUCAUCAUUCUCGAAAUUGACGGAAAUUUACCGAAAACGAUAUCCCAUCGCGCGACACACGUUUGAAUCUUUUGCGUUUUUGUUUGUGAUAUUCCGUGCGCUACUCGGGACGGGACGCAAAGCGUGCUCGGCAUAAGAAUCGUUGGGUGUUUUAGAAAUUAGGCGGCGCGUCUCGCGCGACCGACACCCUGCAACUGCGAAGAACUUCGCGGUUCGUGCGCGUGUAUGCUGCGGAGCGCCCCGUGGACAGACGGCUCCGGCAGUUUCCACGUCUGAUUGUGAGUUGGUUGGAUUGCGCCUCGCCUGGACACGCAGCGUGUGCGGGAUCAGUUUGAGGUUAAACCAGGAUCGACGCGGCUCGGGCUGUGUUGUGUUGUGAAAUUUUGUGCGAAAAGGGGGCUCGAGUGGUGAAAAAAGUCAUCUCGUAAUGACUUCAGCCGCCGACCAGGAAGCGAUUCUGCGGGGACAUGAGAUUCCGGCCAUCUUCCGGCUUUGGGAGGAGAAGUACUCGCAGCCAGGAUAUGAUCCAGUCCCAGUGCUCAAAAGACUUUCAGAGAUCUUCGAAGCAGAAACGGAAAUUUACAUGCGAAAAGAUCGCGAUCCUUUCGAUGAGCGACACCCAUCACGGACAGACCCUGACUGUGAAUUUGGCAGAUCUCUGAAACUGCUUUUCCGUAAAGAUCAUUUUAUGAAUAGACUGGUCAACGAUUAUCUACGUGACAAUUUCUUUUCACGGCAAAAUAUCCAGAAAAGUUCCUUAGAAUUAAACAUAGCAGCAUGCCGUCUGAUUCUUGUCAUUAUGCCAGGACUCGAUACGUCGGCAGUAUUUCAAGUUGAAUACGAUAGUUUAAUAAAUCGCCUCUUUAACUGGGCCAUGGAUUCGGUAGAACCACUACAAAGUUAUGCAACGGGGCUGCUCGCUGCCGCCAUGGAAGUGCAAGAUGUUGCGGUCACUUUCCGGGACCUCAAUUUCCGUUUGGUUCCAAAGAUGCUUAAGCGGCUGAAAAUGUUGCAACGGAUAUAUAAAAAUAAACUAAAUAUUGAUCCCUCUGAGAUUCUCUCGCAUCCCAUGGACGGUGUUGUGAGUUUUGAAAAUACCCCGGAGAAUACAGAAAGCAGUCCUGCUGGGACAGUCAAUGAGAAAAAUAUUCCAACCUCCGAAAGACCUUUUGCCCAUUUGGGAGGCGGGUCGGUUCCGAACAGUCCUGAACAGGCGAACGGGAACAACUUAAACGGGCUGUCGAAAUUCGGAAAUACUACCAACUUAUCAACGCUACUAGAAAAUGAUGCGAGUCAGAACACUUCAGAUGUCGCAAAGUACACAAGAAAUUUUUAUAUUCCAAUUUAUCCGCCCACAACAGCAACGAGUCAGAUGCUGAUAUUACGAUACUUGACGUCGAUGGGCGAGUAUCAGGAGUUCCUAGGCCAAGUGUUCGAAAACAAUGCCAUGUCAUUGAUCUUUGGCUACAUUGAAAAUUUAGAUGCAAAGGACACUUGUCUCGCGUUUGAAGCUCUGAAAUAUCUGGCCUCAUUGUUAUGCCAUAAGAAGUUUGCAUUGGAAUUUAUAGCCCGUGGAGGCUUGGAGAGAUUACUCAAAGUGCCACACCCCAGCGUCGCGGCCACAGGAGUCUCGAUCACCCUUUAUUAUUUAGCCUAUUGUGAGGACGCCAUGGAGAGGAUAUGCGCGAUGCCGCCCGAAAUCAUCACGGAGCUCAUCAAAUACGCGCUGUGGUUACUAGGUUGUUCCCAUGAUUCAGGGCGGUGUCACGCCACCAUGUUCUUUGGCUUGUGCUUCCAGUUCAAAGUAAUAUUGGAUGAAUUCGACAAGCAAGAUGGCCUACGACAAUUGUACAACGUGAUAUCGGUGCUGCCCAUCCUCGCAGAUUACGAAGACCCACCCGUGCUGAAUGACGACGAAGAAUGUGCGGCAAAGCAACUUGUCCGUCAUGUUUGUGUUUCUCUCAAAAAAUAUAUGGAAAGUCAUUUAUAUUUCAAGUACACACAUUUUAUGCGACAACAAUGUCCAAAUUUGGCCGCUGAACAGCCAACGUUCCGCGCCAGUAAAUGCACUUUAGAACAAAUAAGCGAACAGGUGCGAACGUUGCAAGAGAACCUCCCGCCAAAAGCUCAUUGGACACCUGUUGAACAACUGCUGCACCUGCGUGGAGUGACGCUCCUAUUGCGAAUCAUCGCGUAUUCCUAUGAAUGGAAUAAUAGUGGGAGAGCGGAAACAGUGCGGUCAGCAUUGGAUGUUUUGUCAAUUUGUUGCGUUAUACCUCGUGUCUUCACUGUCUUCUGUGAGUUGUUAGAGUUUGCAGACAAUAGCUCCUCUGCCGGUAUAAACACUAUUCUUGGUGCCGCCAUUGGAGAAAUCGUAACAGACGCGGAAGUUCAGAAGGCUGCAUUAGCUGUAUUGGUUCAUUGCAUUUGUGCGCCGACUGCAAGGCCUAUGUCGACUGCUCGCUUUGGCGCAACAAGUUCAGCUAAAAAGAAAAUCGCAAAUCGUUUUACGGAGGAGCUAGUGGAGAGAGUUUGGGAGUGCGUUUGCUCAAACAACGGAAUUAUCGUUCUUCUGCAACUGAUGCAAGUAAAAACACCGAUCACUGAUGCAGAUUGCAUUCGUGGUAUGGCUUGCCGCGCACUUGCUGGAUUGGCGCGCUCGGAACGGGUGCGGCAAAUCAUUGGAAAGCUUCCACUUUUCGCCAAUGGUCAGCUACAACAUUUAAUGCGCGAUCCUAUCCUUCAAGAGAAACGUGCCGAGCAUGUGAUCUUUCAAAAGUAUGCUCUUGAGCUGCUCGAACGGGUCUCUGGAAAAACGAAAACGAUGAACCAACAAUUGGAUGUAUCGUUGGCGAACAUUCACAAGGCCAAUGUCGUUGCACAAACCAGAAUUCAGUACAAUGAGCAACAGCUUAAUCAGUUGAUAUAUGAACAUCUACAAUCGCGAGGACUCACAGGAUCUGCAGCAGCGUUGCAAAAGGAAGCCUCCCUAAAUAUUAAUCAAAUACAACCAAAACCUGUCAUACAUCAUUCUCCGUUCAGCUACAAAGGGGGAGUAACGAAUUCAGUGUCACGAACUCGGUUGCGAACUCGAACGCAGGAACUCAACAAUAUCAUCCAUUUGACAAUGUCCACCUCUGACACCCAAACUGCUGUGAACGGCUUAUCGGAAAGCCAAUCGCCGACAACGGAAGAUCCUCCAUCCGCCACUGUCACUCCCAUAAAAUUGAUUAAAAAGUCAGCCUCCACGCAGCAGUUCAACACCACAUUAUCAAUCCAAAGCAACUCCUCGCAGCGUUCCUUGCAGAAACAAAUAUCUUCUGCAACGGAGACCGUUAUCAACGACGCACCGCCAACCCAACGCUGCAACUCUCUGACAAUUACCGAGCCUCCACCAAGUUCCCAAAGUAACGUUACACUAACAACAAUAGUCACAGAAUAUCUAACAAACCAACACGCGCUGUGCAACAACCCAAUGUCCACGUGCCCGCAGUUCGAUCUCUUCGUUCCGCACAAAUGUCCUGAUCCAAAACCCAACAAAAUCCUAGACCUUCAACUCAACCUCACAGCUCGAAUGUUCAAGGCCCAAGCAGGCUACAAUACUACGCGCCUGGAUCGGAGGUUCGUGCACACGCAAUUCUGCCCGACGCGGACCAUUCGACCACAAGACUACAACGAAAUACAGUUUACGUGCUGUGAUCUCCUGCCGUGCAAUAACCUCGUUUUAGCUGGAACGUACCAUGGCGAGGCGAAAGUCUAUAACAUCAGCGAGGGUACAGAGGAGUUUUCUUCGCAAUGUCACGAUUCAUUCAUGGACAGUGUAAAGUGUAAUAGAGAAGGAACGUUGGCGUUGACUUCAUGCUUCUGGCGCCCACCGCUGUCUGUAUUGUGGUCAAUUGAUAAAAAGGAGUUUGUGAGCAAAUUGCAAUUCGCUGAGGACUUCUAUUGCGAAUUCAGUAAUGUGACGCAAGACAAAAUCCUCGGGACAAAACAAGAGGCUGCGACUAUUUACGAUCUACACACAGGUCAGAAAAUAUCAACUUUUGUGCCGAAAAUUUCCAACCAAUACACCAAAAAUAAAGCCACAUUCUGUCCAACAGACGAACUCAUCCUUUCAGACGGUGUCCUCUGGGACGUUCGGGCCGGCAAGGAGAUUCAUAAAUUCGAUAAGCUAAACCAAACUCUAUCGGGAGUUUUUCAUCCGAAUGGAUUAGAGAUCGUCUCCAACACCGAAGUGUGGGAUCUCCGAACAUUCCAUCUUCUGCAAACGGUGCCCGUUCUCGAUCAAUGUCUGAUAAAAUUCUCCCCCAUGAAUGUGAUAUACGGGAUCAGCUUGGACCUUGACACCCGGGUGGAUUUCGAUGCAACCAACAGUUACGACUCCAGUUUCAAAGUUCUAGAUGCCUACGAUUAUUCAAGUAUAUCAACGAUUGACGUCAAGCGCAACAUAUAUGACAUUAGUAUAAACAAGUACGGGAGUCACAUUGCGUUGGUGGAGAACCAGGGAGCAUAUGAAUCGUCGCAAGAAACCUUCAUUCGAAUCUACGCUGUCGGGAUGAGAAAAAACGACGAACAAGAAGAGGAGGAUAUGGACGUUGCCGAGACAGAUGAGAACUCGGCGUCAGACUCGGACUCCAGUCACAAUCUUCCAAUUCCAGUCUUCCGAAUCGACAAUGGUGGCGAUCGACGAAGGAAUCGACGACGGCGGAAUAAUCGGCGCAAUCGCAACGAUGAAAACGGAAGCGAGAACGACGAAUGGGAGACAGUGGGAACCUCGUCAAGCAGUGAUAACGAUGAUGGCGAUAACGAGGACGGGGAAAAUGAGGAUGGCGACAGCGACGCGCAGAGCGGGAGCGAUGACGAAAAUAAUGACAACGACUCGUGGUCGAGUGAAUCAGAUAUCAUGGAUGUCGAGUUCGAGCUGUUGUGAUUGAUUUUUAAGAUUCCUACGUUUUUAAGUGUAAAUUUUUGCUUUGACAUCCUUGAUCCCGGAGAUGAAACGCGCGACACGGGGUAUCUCCUUUCAUAUUUAUUUCGUACUAAUCUAAUCUCUGUCCGUGAAGAGAAGGGGAUGAGUAUCGCAAUAUGACCUGUUAGAAACGAAAGACCCGCAUUUGUAUUUAAUUAAACAAAAUAGUGAUAUCAUAAACACGUUUCAAAUAAUCAUUUCUCCCAAGUCAUUGUCAGAAAUACCGAGGAGUGUCCGAACCAGGGACCCGAUUUGUAAACUUUUGUUAUUCUAAGAAAUCGAUAUUUUCUAGUUCGAUAUUUGUAAGUUGAAAAGGCUACAAGUAUAUAAAACUCUGCGCAUUGUUGUCGUGCUGCACGACACUUGUCCAAUUGUUCGUUUUUCUCUGAACUGAUUGUUCCUUGUCUUAGGUGGAAAUCAAUUCUUGUUAAACUAUAAUAUGCGAAUUGGGACAUGGUAAAAAUGGAGAUUUAGCGAAGGUCAAUCUCCGUUGUUACCAGUAGCAUUCGUUCUUUGUCUAUUCGUGGUAGGGCCUUCGCAGUUAGAACUUUAAGAAACCUGGAGAUACGUGAGUGACCGCCAAAGGCCAACACGAUUUCUUUUGUACAUAAAGAGUUGUAAGGAGUUUAAAUAUAUAUUUAAAGAAAAAAAAAAUUUAAUACGAAUAAAGAAGAACAUUUCUCA